Messenger RNA from Phytophthora infestans T30-4, 1746 nucleotides. Its product is annotated as mitogen-activated protein kinase, putative. Lineage: Eukaryota; Oomycota; Peronosporomycetes; Peronosporales; Peronosporaceae. Gene Ontology annotation, molecular function: ATP binding; MAP kinase activity. The transcript is spliced from 7 exons. Gene Ontology annotation, cellular component: nucleus; cytoplasm. Gene Ontology annotation, biological process: protein phosphorylation; intracellular signal transduction. Bases 1 to 1746 code for a protein of 581 amino acids. The record is from RefSeq and is a predicted model, not a curated record.
AUGGAGACCGCCACCCCCAAGGACAUGACCGACGCGGGCAACCGCAAGCGCAAGAUGACGGCCUCCACGCCGCCGUCCGGCCUAAAGCGCGGCCACAAGCUGUCGCGACCGGCCGCCGCCCCGAGCGCCAGCAUCUUGAAUGGCGUGACACCGCCCGUGAUCACGCCGCAAGGCUCCAUCCACACUUCGGACCAGUUCAUCGACCACCAGCGUGCCAUGUUCAGCGCCGCCGUAGCGCCCACACCGCAUGGGCCGGUGGACCACAUGCCGCCUACCCCUGCUUUUGUCAACCGUAACGGCUUUAGCCACACGCCCGAUGGCUUCUCCUCCACGCCUAGCGAAGGCUUCCCAUCCAAUAGCGCCCUGGCGCAGCGGGCAGCCGGCUCAGCUUCCACGCCUGCGGACGACAACCAGACGGCCGCCACGACCAACGGAUACUCCUCACACGCGCCCACGCCGUCGCCUGUUCCUCGCGCGGCACCACUCAAUCUCCGCAACUUCGCCAACUGGGAAGUCGGCACCCGAUACUCGCUCGUGCGGCUGCUCGGCAAAGGUUCCUACGGACAGGUGGCCGAGGCCUUCGAUAACGAACGAAAGAAGAAAGUGGCCAUUAAGAAGAUCAUCAACGUCUUUGACCAGGAGAUCGACUGCAAGCGACUGUACCGCGAGAUUUACAUUUUGCGUCGUCUGAGCCACCCGCAAGUGAUCAACUUGAUCGAUGUGAUCCCGCCGGAGAACUACGACACUUUUACAGAUCUGUACUUGGUGUUUGACUUUGUGGACACUGACCUGCACAAACUCAUCAUGAGCCCGCAGUACUUGACCAUUCGUCACAUCCAAGUCUUCCUGUAUCAACUUCUGUGUGGACUGAAAUACGUCCACUCAGCCAACGUGAUCCACCGUGAUAUGAAACCCGCCAACAUCUUGCUGAACGAAGACUGCACCCUUAUGAUUUGCGACUUCGGCCUCUCUCGUGUAAUGGAGAGCGAUAUGUCGAUGGAGGAACUGAGCAAGCACUUGUACUCUCCGAAGGACUCCAAGUCGCCCACCACAUCUGACGGAGGAACCACAUCGGCACCUUCUCCUGGAAGCGCCUCCUCUACGCCUUCGUCGUCUGGCGAAUUCCCCAAGAUGCGACGACAGUUGACGAAACACGUUGUUACUCGAUGGUAUCGAGCACCAGAGCUGAUUCUCCUUCAGGAUUACGAUUUCUCUGUCGAUAUGUGGAGCAUUGGAUGCAUUUUUGCCGAGCUGUUGAGCAUGCAAGUGGAGAGCUGUCCGCGGUACCAGGAGCGCGUGCCUCUCUUUCCUGGCCGCUCAUGCUUCCCUCUUAGCGCAGACCGUCCCACGACGUACUCAGACAAGCUGGACCAGCUCAACGUGAUUUUUAAUGUGAUCGGCACACCCGGCGAGGACGAUAUUGGCAGCUUGGGUGAAGUCAAACAGUACUUGCGGAAACUGCCUAAGAAGGAGCCCAGAGACCUUCGCGAGAUGUACCCUGGCGCUCCUGCUGACUCGCUUGACUUACUCAAGCAAAUGCUGUCAUUUAACCCCGAGAGCCGAAUCUCGGUCGAUAAAGCUCUAGCGCACCCGUUCCUGGAGUCAGUACGGAGGUCUCAGUCGGAGACUGUAGAAGGCAAUCCGUUUGGCAUGGAGUUUGAGAAUGUCCCUCUGAACAAGGAGGCUUUGAAAGCCCGUAUUUUUGAAGAAAUCAAACUGUUCGCGGAACGAAACAACCGGAGAUGA